This is a messenger RNA of Harpegnathos saltator (Jerdon's jumping ant), 2594 nucleotides long. RefSeq names its product ankyrin repeat and KH domain-containing protein 1. Gene Ontology annotation, biological process: innate immune response. Gene Ontology annotation, molecular function: protein binding. The record is from RefSeq and is a predicted model, not a curated record. NCBI's taxonomy places the organism in Eukaryota, Metazoa, Arthropoda, Insecta, Hymenoptera, Formicidae. The transcript has 10 exons. Bases 111 to 2030 code for a protein of 639 amino acids. Gene Ontology annotation, cellular component: cytoplasm.
GUGCACAGGUCAAUAAUUUUACUGAUACGUACGAGGUAUCUGCGUUAACAUUUGCAUGUUUGAACGGACAUGAAGAAUUAAUUCAAUUAUUAUUAGAAUUUGGUGCAAAUAUGGAACAUAGAACUCAAAAUUUUACAGCACUUAUGAUAGUAUCGAUGCAUGGUUAUGUGAAAAUAGCAAGUUUAUUAGUAAACUUAGGAGCCAAAAUAGACAUGCCACAUGAUAGCAAUGAAUCUCCGUUAACAUUAGCAGUUCGCAAUGGUCACGUUGAGAUCGCAAAACUUUUGAUUGAACAAGGAGCGAACAUAGAAAAAAUUAAUGCAAUGGGUUACACACCAUUGAUGCAAGCAGCAUGUGCAGGUCAUAAGGAAAUAAUAGAGUUACUUAUAAGUAAAGGUGCAGAUGUCAAUGCUCGAACUGAUCAAACAGGGGAAACGGCACUAUCGUUGGCGUGUAUCUACGGUUCCCUUGAUAUUGUUACUUGUUUACUUAUGGCAAGGGCUGAUAUCCAGUUGUCUAAUCCUUUAAUUGAUGCUUCUUAUAACGGACACCUAGAUGUUGUUAGACAUUUAUUGAAUACCGCGGCAGAAGUUCAAGCUAAAACAGGAACAGGAGAAACAGCACUGACUUGUGCCUGUGAAAAUGGUCAUACUGACGUGGUUGAUCUUUUACUUCAAUUUGGAGCCGAAUUGGAAUACAAUAUAAAGCAAGAAUACAAUAUGGAUGAAAUAUAUAUAGAUACUAACACUUUCAAUUCCCACUUCUUGAACAACUACCACUAUUUACUCAAGUCCGCCUAUAGAGGAGAUACAAAGCUCAUAUAUUUAUUUGUUCGUAAUGGUGCUGAUAUCAAUAUUCAGGAUGAUUCUACAGGGAAUACACCGCUUAUAUUCGGGUGUAAACGUAAAAAUCUCACCACUGUACAAACUUUAUUGUUUCUCAGAGCGAACGUUGAAAUUGCAAAUUAUCAAGGUGAUACACCAUUAAUGAUAGCGGUUCAAUUUGGAAAUAUUAAAAUUGUCCAGCUCUUAUUAUUAUACGGUUCACGUAUUAACGCUUGUAAUUAUAAAAAUAAAGAAUCUGCAUUAACAUAUGCAUGUUUGAAAAGACACAAAACGAUAAUUGAAAUAUUAUUAAAAUCUGGAGCAGAUACGGAACAUAAGAAUAUUGAAAAAUGGACAGCACUUAUGAUAGCAUCGAUGCAUGGUUACAUAGAAAUAGUAAAAGUGCUGUUAAACUUUGGUGCCAGAAUAAAUAUGCCACUCGACAACAAUGAAUCUCCAUUAACAUUAGCAGUUCGCAAUGGUCAUGUUGAGAUUGCAAAAAUUCUGGUUAAUCAAGGGGCGAACAUAGAAGAAAUUAACAUAGUGGGAUAUACACCAUUGAUGCUAGCAGCAUGUGCAGGUCAUAAGGAAAUGAUAGAGUUACUUAUAAGUAAAGGUGCAGACGUCGAUGCACGAGCUGAACAAACAGGGGAAACGGCACUAUCGUUGGCGUGUAACUACGGUUUCCUUGAUAUUGUUACUUGUUUACUUAUGGCAAGUGCUGAUAUCCAGUUGUCUAAUCCUUUAAUUGAUGCUUCUUAUAACGGACACCUAGAUGUUGUUAGACAUUUAUUGAAUACCGCGGCAGAGGUUCAAGCUAAAACAAGAACAGGAGAAACAGCACUGACUUGUGCCUGUGAAAAUGGUCAUACUGACGUGGUUGAUCUUUUACUUCAGUUUGGAGCCGAAUUGGAAUACAAUAUAAAGCAUGGUAUAACUCCACUAAUGAUAGCUUGUCGUAGUGGUCACUUGAGUACAGUUAAAUAUCUUAUUUCAAAGGGAGCCAAUAUUAAUCAUCAAGAAGAAGUUUUUGAUCACACUCCUCUUUCAUUUGCAUGUACUGCUGGUCAUACUGCCAUAGUUGAGGAGCUUCUUAAGCAUGGCGCUAAUCCAUAUCAUAAGUUAAAAGAUAAUCGGACUAUACUGCUGCAUACAACAAAGGCUGACCACAGUGCUGUUGUCGAAAUUUUAUUAAAAUAUUUAUAGUAACUACCAUGCAUUGUAAACAUAGAGACAUAGAGAGUACAUUUACACAUAAGUUAUUGCUGUUACAACAAGAGCAAUAUCUAUUCUGCCACAUAUUUUAUUCUUAAUUUCAUAUAUGUUUCUGAUAAUAAGAGAAACUAUUCCAAAUUACACAAUAUAAUUUAGCAAAGUAUAUUAGUAUGUAAAUACAAAAUGAGAUACCACUAUGAGAACACCACUAAAAUCUUAAUAUUUGCUUGAUUAUAUUAAUAGCAACAUAGAUCAUAAUAUAUUGCUAGUAUAUUACAACAAUCUUUUUCAAAGACAAAAUGAAAAAUAUGUAUUUAGAAGUUUUUCAAACCAUAUAGUGUAUCACGAAGAAAUUAAUAAAAAAAGAAACCCAUUCCAGAACAAUUAUGUAUUAUCAAUUAUGUAUUGUCCAAGAAGCAUCUAGCGAACACCAAAGAAUCUUUUUUCAUUUUCUUAACAUGAACACGAGUAAUAAUAUAUGGACCGUAUGGACGCAUGGACGCAAGAGCAGAUAAGUCAAGCCAGUGUAGGUGGGCUACACUUUCCAUGGUAUCU